AUGGCCGAUAUUGAAAAGAUCGGCCUACCGAGAGUAAUCACCACUGAUAUAACAACACCGUUGCGACGCGAGCGAGACGUCUGUUUCCCGUUGCCGUACCCUCUCUUCACCUUUCUCCACCCCGCUCUUUCACUCCUCCUUUGCGUCGGGAACGCCAUGUCUCUCAAAGCCGAACUCGAAACCUGGGCCGCAGCCCUCGAGGCUUACGACAAAGAAGACUUUGAGAAGUCUCUCGAUCUCUUCUCUCGCAUCGCCGACUCGUCCAAAAUUCUUACUAAUAUGGGGCUCAUUUACGCGACCUUGGGAGAACACGAAGCAGCCGUAGAGCGGUUCAUUGAGGCGACACAGCUUGACAGCUAUCUGGCCGUUGCCUAUUUCCAGUGCGGCGUAUCCAACUUCCUCCUAGCUCGAUAUGAGCUGGCGUACAAGGACUUUGAGGAGGCGCUGUUAUAUCUCAGAGGCAACCAGGCAAUCAACUAUGAGCAGCUGGGCCUCAAGUUCCGGCUCUUCUCUGCUGAGGUCCUGUUUAACCAGGGCCUCGCACUAAUUUACAUGGGUCGUCUCGACGAAGGGUUGACCGACAUGGAGGAGGCCCGACGAGUCAAGGCAACUGACGAGCAUAACGUUAUCGAUGAUGCGAUUGCUGACCGCGGUGAGGGCUAUACGGUAUUCAGCAUUCCCGUCGGGGUUCUAUAUCGGCCGUCCGAGAAGAAACUUGUCAAUGCCAAGACCAAAGACUACAUGGGCAAAGCGAAACUCAUUGCCGCAAGCGAUGCUCGGGACAUGACUGUUGGUUUCAGUGGCAGCGACCGUUUGAAUCAGGGAAUCACACCAUCUGGUGUCUACGCCGAUAAUGAAGCAGGUGCGCUGGCACGCAGCAACACUCGCUUGCCCACCCGUGCGAAUGAUGAUGGUCCCCCGGCUCCUCUUGCUCGCGCGAAGACAACAUUAAGCGUCCCGAGCAAUGCACGUGAGGUCACUUCUCCCGGAGGCUCUGAUCCACCAGCAAGAUCUCCUUCGUCGGCUACCGGUGGAGGACUGGGUGGUCCAGCGAGAAGCAAUACUGUUCUCAACAGACCUACUGGUGGUGGAAUGGGCGGACCUGUUCGUGGACUUAGCGUCAAGCGUGGUGGAUCUCCUCCCGGUGGUGCUAACAAACCUCUUCCCCCUGCCAACAACAACCGUGAUCCACCUCCUGGCAAAGGCCAGGCAGCCAGCCGUCUCACGGAAAUAUAUGACGAUUAUCUCGAUGCCUACACCGACGAACCACCACCCCCUCUCCCCAACCAAGCCCCUCAGGAAGGCCGUGUUGCGGCAUGGGCUCGGACUAAUGCAAACCCACCGCCUUCCGCUGGGCCACCCAGUGCAUUUGUCCAGCGAUCGGGAACUCGCAGUGCCCCAGGCAGCAGUUAUGCGCCAAGCUCUUAUGGUGGCGGGUCUGUCAGGCGUCGCGUGACCCGGCGUGCGACUUCCCGACGUGCGCAAAGCACCUAUGAAGAAGAAGAAGAGGGCUAUGCGAGCGGGGACGACUUUGACGGCCCCUAUGAGCUGAUAAAGAUCCGCGUUAAGCUGCAUUACGACGACGAUGUCCGUGGAAUGGCGCUGACGCCAGAAACGCCGUUUGAGGAGUUUAUGGACAAGGUGACGGCUAAGUUUGGCAAGGACAUCAAUGGCCUGUCGCUCAAGUUCAGGGAUGAGGACGGCGGCAAGGUGUCCCUCCGUGACGAGUCAGACUACGAGCUUGCCAUCGAGACUGCCCGAGAAAGCUCCAAGGGCAAACCCGAGGGAAAACUCGAGAUUUGGUGCAUGGACGCAUAA
This is a messenger RNA of Mycena indigotica, 1818 nucleotides long. RefSeq names its product P-type phospholipid transporter. Lineage: Eukaryota; Fungi; Basidiomycota; Agaricomycetes; Agaricales; Mycenaceae. Gene Ontology annotation, molecular function: protein binding. The coding region runs from base 1 to 1818 and encodes 605 amino acids. The record is from RefSeq and is a predicted model, not a curated record. The transcript has 9 exons.